This is a messenger RNA of Triticum dicoccoides, 1710 nucleotides long. Its product is annotated as transcription factor JUNGBRUNNEN 1-like. Gene Ontology annotation, biological process: regulation of DNA-templated transcription. The transcript is spliced from 3 exons. Lineage: Eukaryota; Viridiplantae; Streptophyta; Magnoliopsida; Poales; Poaceae. Gene Ontology annotation, molecular function: DNA binding. The coding region runs from base 77 to 1210 and encodes 377 amino acids. The record is from RefSeq and is a predicted model, not a curated record.
CAAGCAAGACGUAUAAACGAGAACAAAGGCAAGAUCGCAGGAGAAGCUUUGCUAGAUAGCUAGCUGAGAUUGAUUUAUGAUGGUGGCCAAGGCGGAGAUGAGCGCCAUAGAGAUGGAGAAGGCGACGAGCGACGGGGAGGUGGUGCUCGGCGCCGGAGACGAGGAGGAUGACGACGACGUGGUGCUGCCGGGGUACCGGUUCCACCCCACCGACGAGGAGCUGGUCACCUUCUACCUCCGCCGCAAGGUGGCCAGGAAGUCGCUCCGCAUCGAGGUCAUCCGGGAGAUGGACAUCUACAAGCACGACCCGUGGGAUCUCCCCAAGGCGAGCACGGUUGGUGGGGAGAAAGAGUGGUACUUCUUCUGCCUGAGAGGGAGGAAGUACCGGAACAGCAUCCGGCCCAACAGGGUGACCGGCUCUGGCUUCUGGAAGGCCACCGGCAUCGACCGGCCAAUCUACUCCGCUGCCUCCGGCGGUGCCUCGGGUUCCAGCGUGUCCAUCGGGCUGAAGAAGUCGCUCGUCUACUACCGUGGCAGUGCCGGCAAGGGCACCAAGACCGACUGGAUGAUGCAUGAGUUCCGCCUCCCGCCGGUCGCCGCCGCCGCGGCCACCAACUCCUCCCCGAGCAUGCAGGAAGCCGAGGUGUGGACCAUCUGCAGGAUCUUCAGGAGGACCAUCACCUACCGGAAGCAGCAGCAGCCGUGGAGGCCGGCGCCGGCGCCGUCCGCCGCCAUCACCACCGCCGACUCGAACUCCAAUACAGGGAGCUUUGAGUCGUCGGAGGGCGGCGACGAGUACAUGAACUGCCUGCAGGCUCCGGCAGCCGCCGCUCCUUGCAUCCCCCAGCAGCAGCAGCACCAGUACGUCAGUCAGACGGGCACGAGCACCAGCAAUUUCUUCUACAGGGACACCAUGCACAACCAACAUUUCCAGGGCCAAUGGAACGCUCCGCUGGCCGGGCCGAUACCGAAGCAGAAACCGCAAAAUCCAUUGUCGACGGCCGACUCCUUCCACCAGAAUGACCAUAGCCUCGCCGUCGCCACCAACGAUUUCCACAAGGUCGAGGCCCUCGACGGGUAUUUGGAGGAGAUCGCGAGGAUGAUGGAGGUGACGGAUCCGGCAGGGUUUUACGACUACAGAUCAUACGGUUCAUCAGCAGCAAACAGAGGGCCUAGCUUCGUACGCACCCUCCACUCCCCGGCUCCGUAGGCUGCCGCGAGUUCGCCGACGGUCCGGUCCGGCCGCCUCGUUCGCCGCCGUCGCCCGGCGGCUUCGGUAACACCAUGGUUCGCCCUCCUUCCCACACCGGCCGUUCUCGCGUCGUUCUAGAGAAGUUCAGUAUCGAUGAUCUUCAGGGAAGCUGAAAGGUGGCGGAACAGCGACGGUGUGGAAGCUUCCUGCCGAUCCGUCUGCCCAAUUCGGGAUGGGGUUUACUGUUCCGACGUCGACAAGGUAGUAGUACUCGGCUGCUACCCUCUGGUGGUGUCUAGUGGAUUGGUUGAAUCGGGUCAUCGGAAGGUCUUGAAGUGGAGUCCCGGCGGCGAGGAUGGUCCGGGGAAGCAGCGGCAGUCACUGACGGCAGCAGCCGUAAUCCCCUGUGCCGCGCUGGUCGAGACGAACAGUAUACAAGAGAACGAUAGCUGUUUUGCCUGGCUGGGCUCAUGUAUCUGACAUGAAUUGAGGAACUUGUGGUUGAACUAAAUCAUUUG